Molecule: messenger RNA, 3003 nt
Organism: Sapajus apella (tufted capuchin)
Lineage: Eukaryota; Metazoa; Chordata; Mammalia; Primates; Cebidae
Gene: SPATA2L
Product: spermatogenesis associated 2 like
Exons: 2
Coding region: 1043-2074 (343 amino acids)
Cellular component (GO): cytoplasm
Source: RefSeq, a predicted model, not a curated record
GACCGCGCCUUUCGGGAGAGAGGGGCUUCCAGCGUCCUUAGUGCCCGGUGGGCGUCUCAAGGCUGAGAGCGCCAAGGGGUCGUGGGCGUGCUGGGGCACCCACUCUGAGGGCUGAGAACAUGGUGGGCGAGGGCAGGCUUGUCCUGCUCGAGAUCGUGCGUCAGUGUCUUCCCUAAGGCAGCCUCGCGGCCCCAGCUGCCAUGGGAAUCUUGGGACAGGGGCACAGGAGGGACUUGAGGUCCCGCGGUCAUCCUGAUUCCUCCAGGAUAUGGGCCACUCCCAUUUGCAGAGGCUGGGAGGACUGCAGAUGGGCGUAUCCCUGUAAAGGUGCAAGGCUGGGCACAGACCUGGUGAACUCCUUGGCCUGGGGCCGGCCUGGUCUCUCCAGGUGAGCUCCUGGCUGCAGGAGGGGGCAGGGCCGCCCGCUCUGAGCUAAUUCGGAAGAGUAGGAAGCGGAUGACGUCACUGCGCACGUGGGCGAGCUACGCCUCCACCGGUUGCCAUGGCAGCGGCAAUCUCUCCGCGGCUCCCCGGGGACACCUGCUGGUCCACUGGACUCUCAUUCACGAGAGGGAAGGACAGGCCUGCCUUUGAGGCCUCCCAGGCAGGGCGAGAGAACGACCCGGGCUUCAGUGCCCGGCACCCCUGGGUUGGACCUAGUUCUGCCGCCUCCUGGCCGGGAGGCCUUGGCCGUUACGUCCUCUCUCUCAGCCUCUUUCCUCCUCUGAAACAGGGACACAAGACAGUCCAGUUCAUGGGACUGCAGGAAUGAAUGGAAGCCCUGGGCUCAGUGCGGCAGGCACUGGGUGCUGGCACGUGGGCCGCGUCCCGGCAUUCUUGGAGUUAGGGAAUUUUACAUUCAGGAGACGCUGGCAGUGAUUGUCCUGACGCCCCUUUAGUUCUUCACCUAACUGUAGGCUAGAAAGCACUCACCAUUCUGUUACAGCUGCCAGCCCAGAGCAAGGACAGCCUCUAGAGAGCUCUGAAAACGGACGUUGCCUCCAGGUGGUGGAAUACUGCACAGCAGGGCAGCAGGGGAAAAAUGAGGGGUGGAGCUUCCGUCCUGAUCGGCAAGACUGCAAUGGGAAAAAAGUUCAGAACAACCUUCUCCGGGGGCUACGUGCACGUGCUGAAGGGUGUGCUGUCAGAUGACCUCCUCCUCAAGAGCUUCCAGAAGAUGGGCUACGUGCGCAGGGACAGCAACCGGCUCAUGGUGACUGCCCUACCCCCUGCCUGCCAGCUGGUGCAGGUGGCCCUGGGCUGCUUCGCCCUCCGGCUGGAAUGUGAGAUCCUGGGUGAGGUGCUGGCCCAGCUGGGCACCAGUGUGCUGCCAGCUGAGGACCUGCUGCAGGCGCGGCGUGCCAGUGGGGAUGUGGCCUCCUGUGUGGCCUGGCUGCAGCAGCGGCUGGCCCAGGAUGAGGAGCCGCCACCCCUGCCCCCCCGAGGAUCCCCUGCUGCUUACAGGCCCCCACUAGACUUAUACCGGGACCUGCAGGAGGACGAGGGCUCCGAGGAUGCCAGCCUCUAUGGGGAGCCAUCACCAGGUCCUGACUCGCCCUCGGCGGAGGUGGCCUACAGGCCACCACUCUGGGAGCAGAGUGCCAAACUGUGGAGCCCUGAGGGCCGGGCCUGGGAUCCCCCAGCUGAGGAGCUGUCGCAGGCCAGCACCCCACCCUACGGGGCCUUGGAGGAGGGGCUGGAACCCGAAUCCUCCGCCUUCUCCUUCCUCUCCCUGCGCAGUGAGCUGAGUAGGCCUGGAGACCUGGCCACUCCCGAAAGCUCUGCGGGGGCCAGCCCCAGGCGCAUUCGGGCUGAGGGCGUACCAGCCUCAGCCUACAGGUCUGUCUCUGAGCCCCCAGGCUACCAGGCACACAGCUGCCUGUCUCCUGGUGCCCUGCCUACCCUCUGCUGCGACACGUGUCGCCAGCUGCAUGCUGCACACUGCGCGGCCCUGCCCGCCUGCCGCCCCGGCCACUCCCUGCGCGUGCUGCUUGGCGAUGCCCAGCGGCGCUUGUGGCUGCAGCGUGCACAGAUGGACACCCUGCUCUUCAACAGCCCCGGGGCCCGGCCCUAGGCCAGGUGGGCCCCGGGUCAAGGGCUCUUGGGAGACAGCUCCCGUGGUGCUUCUCUUUCCUGGGGAGGGGUCUGGGCCUCCUACGGCCUGGACCUCUGGUUGCUUUGCCCCUGGGACUUCGAGGGUCCAGGCCAGCCUCUGCUGGAGGCGGGACUCACCCUGUAUAUGGAAUGCUUGGAAGGCUAUAGGCCUCAGCUGGCCGGCAGGCCGGAACCUUUCCACAUUUCUCUGUCCUCGGAACUCAGACCCAUGUCCACAUGUGCUGGGUAGAGGGGUCCAGCCUGUUCUAGCCAGUGCCUGAACCUGUCCCCAGGGCUGGCAGCUCCUGGCCGGCUCCCUGCAGUGCAGGGCUCAGAACUUCAGGGCCCUCCAGGGGUCCCAGGUCUUCUCCACACAGGAGUGUCCUCGAGGGUCUGUUGGUGACACCAAGGCCCCCCCAAGCUCUGCUAGGGCCCAUCUGGGGGGCUCUGCUGAGUGUAUGGCUGACCUGGCUUUGGGGACACUGGCCCUCCCCUUGGAUGUCACAUCAGCUGGGCUCACAGAGAGGGAAUGACCUCAGCCCAGACAUGGAGGUGCCUGAGAGUUGCAGGAAUGGAUAGCAGCUGACAGCCAGGCAGGCCCUGAGUGUCACUGCUACUGGGCAGAGGGGCCUUGCAGGUCCGCCUGGUUUUGGUGGGUCCUGUGGUAACAGGACCUUCCCUCCCUUCCCUUGGGUGCAGCCCACAGGCUGGACAGAAGUGGCUCUGCCCUGAAUACCCUCUUGGGUCCGGUGAGGGAGGGCCAGGCACAUCCACUGCGACAGCCCUCUGGGGUGACCUCCCUGACCCCAAAGCUGAGCCCACUCUCCUGCCCCUACCCCCAGUCCUCUCCUCCUGGCAAACUCAUAAGGCACUGUCGACAUCAGAGCACAUUAAAUGCUGGUGAAACCA